Molecule: messenger RNA, 7138 nt
Organism: Peromyscus leucopus (white-footed mouse)
Lineage: Eukaryota; Metazoa; Chordata; Mammalia; Rodentia; Cricetidae
Exons: 15
Coding region: 517-1245 (242 amino acids)
Source: RefSeq, a predicted model, not a curated record
AUUCAUUCCUAAACAUUUUCCUUUUUUAUUUUAUGAUUCUGAUGUAGUGUCUGACAAGCUUGUUCAUGAUAAUCACAGACUCAAGCUCACAGGAAGUAUUACUCCACAACUUCUGAGAAGGUUUCACUGAAGACAUGGUUAUCACACCUAGCUGGUGGGUCUGACGAUGCUGCUCAUGAGGUUGGAACUCAAGCACUAAAGCUGUCCUUCCUCCCUGUAUCCCAAGAAGCUGACACCAGAGGAGACCCCUCUCUCAGCCUAUGGUAUUUAUUGUUUCUCCGGUGUAGCAAAUACUCUUGUUUACUCUUCCCUGUCUGGACUAUCCAGUAUUUGAGAUCAAGUAAGUAGCUGUUUACUAGAAAGUUGUUGAACAGGAUGGACAGUUUGAUGAAUCACACUGAGGGAGAUUGAGGAGGCAGAAUAAUGGAAACAUCAAAUUGAAUUAAUCCAGAAUGAUCAGUCAUAGAGAAGGAAUUUGGAAGUGGACCCUGGCAUGCUGAUGAUGUAACCCUGGCCAUGAUAUACAUCUGCCUUACUGGAAAAGAAAAUAUUUCGCUGCUUCUGCUGCUACAUGUAUUCAGGUGGGAGACAAGAAUGAGUCAGCAGCUCCUGUGUUCAUCUCCAAGUUUAGCUGCUUCUGCUGCUGCAUGUAUUCAGAGGGAGACAAGAAUGAGUCAGCAGCUCCUGUGUUCAUCUCCAAGUUUCGCUGCUUCUGCUGUUACAUGUAUUCAGAGUGAGACAAGAAUGAGUCAGCAGCUCCUGUGUUCAUCUCCAAGGUGGGAGACAAGAAUGAGUCAGCAGUUCCUGUGUUCAUCUCCAAGUUUCGCUGCUUCUGCUGCUACAUGUAUUCAGAGGGAGACAAGAAUGAGUCAGCAGCUCCUGUGUUCAUCUCCAAGUUUCGCUGCUUCUGCUGCUACAUGUAUUCAGAGGGAGACAAGAAUGAGUCAGCAGCUCCUAUGUUCAUCUCCAAGUUUUGCUGCUUCUGCUGCUACAUGUAUUCAGGUGGGAGACAAGAAUGAGUCAGCAGCUCCUGUGUUCAUCUCCAAGUUUUGCUGCUUCUGCUGCUACAUGUAUUCAGAGGGAGACAAGAAUGAGUCAGCAGCUCCUGUGUUCAUCUCCAAGUUUGCUGUUUCUGCUGCUACAUGUGUUCAGAGGGAGACAAGAAUGAGUCAGCAGCUCCUGUGUUCAUCUCCAAGUCACUGCCUCUGCUGCUACAUGUAUUCUUUCAGAGGGAGACAAGAAUGAGUCAACAUCUCCUGUGUUCAUCUACAAGGUAACCUCAGGAUAUGCCUCCAUUGCUGGAAUUGAGAUCACUGUCCUUAUUGGUUCUUAUUCUACAAUGAAUUUGAAUGCACACUGUCCUUCAAUCAGAAGCAAAGAGUGCUUAUAAAAGCAAAAGCAUUGCAAGCUCUUACCAGUCAGGCUCUGGCCAUAUUCCAGGACACAGUGGGUCCUGGGUGUGUCUAAAGCCCAACUAUAUAUUGGAUAGACAAGGCAGACUGCUCCUGACAUGUAUAGGAGUCAUAGCCGUGGAAAUCCCAGCAAAAUCAGGGAUUGUUUGAUUACCAGCCUUAUAAGUACUAGUCACCUACUCUGUCUCCUAUGUAGGAAGUAGCAUCCUGCUUCUGAAGCAACUGCUUCUCUGUUAAGAUUUGAUAUUGCUGUGUCAGACUUGAAAUGCUGUAUCAUCUGUUAGGAAAGUUUUCCGUUGCAGACAUUAGUAUAUGACAGAUACUGGUAGAGUCAGGUUCCUUUCUUCCACCUGGGAAGGUACUGUGGGAACUAUUAUGGCAUACUGAGUGUUCACUAACAACCCCUAGAGCUUAGGUAUAUAUUACUCAUUGACAUUUGUUGACGAAAUCUUACCUAUCACAAUAGGCAUGCUUUCACAAUUAAAUGUAGUACAAGAAAUUAAUUUUUGAUCACCCUGUUGCAAUUUAUCAUCACAGAUUAACCUCUCCCAGCUUGAUUCGAAGUCCCCUUGUAUUUUGGCAUUUGCAAGACCUAGACCUUUUGUUCUUUUUUCCUACUCAACCCAUUCCUCUUUAUUUCAUGAGGCCAGACCUGAGAUUUGUUGCAAAUCAAUUAUUUACUGGUGCUGAGUGGAUGUUAUUACAUAUUUACCUUCUAAAUAUUUCAUACUCCAAUUUUCUUGUUUCUUGGUUAUAAUUUGUUUGUUUGUUUGUUUCCUUUUUAGUGUGUUUUGUUGGUUAAGUGUGUAGAUCUUGUCUCUGUAACCCCAGCCAAUGAACUCCUCUGUCUUAUAAUACAUUGGAAUUUAGAUAACACUCUUCCUAAAGAUUCAUCUACCACCUCUUAAUCUGUUCGAUUUUUUUCUGCCUUCUUUUCAACAUAGAAUAUUGAUGCUUUCUGGGUUGGAGAGAUGAAGUCAAGUAACAUCACUAAUAGUACACCCAAACCUGCCAGGCAUAUAGAGAGACCCCAACUGCACAUCCUUGCUUUAUUUCCCAUCUACUCCAUGAUGGAAGACCCUGCUUAGAGGCAUCUGAUGCCCAGAUCUAACAGUAACAUAUAUAGGAACCCAAAGAAUUUUGAUGUGAGAUCUGAACUUGCUUUACCAGCAAGGCUGCAUAAGACGUGAUUAUACCAUGGGGCUGAUUACUAAGUGUUUUGAAGCACCUACAAUUCUUUAUGACAAUUAUGGAUGGUGGUAAAUUUAUCAAUUUUAAUGACAGUUUUUAUAGUGAUGUUACCUGCAGUUUGAAAUUCACAGAGCCAGGAGGGUAUUAGUAACAAAAUAGACAUAUUAAUGGCUUAGUAAGCAGACAAUAGAAGCUUCAUCAUACCAAGAAAUGUUAAAAUGACAUUAUUUUUAUAAAAAAGAGAAGAGAGUACAUGUUUUUUCAGUAUUUCGAUAUUUUGAAGUGUAGGAUAUUUACUCAGUGUAGCUCUUGUUCAAUGUAUGAGGGAUUAAAAAAGAAUUGUGGAGAUACCGGUUUGAUGCUCUAUUUUGUUCUAGGAAGCAGACAAAUAGGUUUGACAGUGGUGGAAAAAAAGGAUAGCAUCAGAGAAGAAAUUUUUGAAGGUAUUAUUUGCAUAAUCACAACAUGUGUAUGUUUUCUGAGGAAUACCCAUCAAAUUAAUUUAUGCUUUCUUGAACAUAGUCUAUGACAUAAUGUAGAGGGAUAUAUCAGCAAGCUAACUGUUCAGAAUUAUGAAGGACGUGGAAAUAUUAUUAGAAUAUACAAAUUAAAAUAUGGCAUUUUGUAUUACCAUCCAAUUCUAAGACAAAGGCAUCAUGAGUGGUUAGUUACAAUAAAAUAUCUUAGUUUUACUGGACAGUUUGCUUAACAUAUUCUGGGAAUUUCAUAACUGUGUACAAAUAGUAGAUGGACUUUUUAAUUAAAGAUAAUAUCUCAGAAGCUGAUUUGGGGUAAAUUCUGAUACAUGGGAGAAACAAAAGAAUAAGACACUGGCAUGUCUCUACCAACUCCAUGAAUCCUCUGAAUGAAUGUCUCUGAGUCCUUAGUCAAAAGCUAUCCAGGUGAAAAACCUCUAGUUCCUGUUUCCUCAGGCCUUAUAUACCUUAAUGUGCCCAGCCAUCACUUCUUCUAUAGUGCUGGGAUUAAUGGCAUUUGUGCUUCCCAAAUCCUGGCAUUGAAUUUCUAAGAUCUCAAGUGCAGGUAUUAAAAGAAAAUGAUAACCAAGUACUAGAAUUAAAGGUUUAUUCCAAUAAUACCUGACUUUAUUUCUCCUUUAGACUGAGUCAAUCCCAUCUAAUCCUGGGUAGCUUUGAAGGUGCAGAGAUACACAUAGAUCUCUGCUUCCUGAGUGAUAGGAUUUCAGGUGUUUGCCACCAUUUCCUGGCCUCUAUGUUUACUCUAGUGGUUUGUUCAGUGUUCUGAUCUUCAGGCACAUUCUUUAGGGUACACAAUAUAUGACCACACAUACCUGAGAGAGACACUAUGUCUAUCUGAUUUGAUGUUCAUCUCUGAAUGCCACUAAAAUGUGAUGGCUAUUUAAGCAUACCUGUCUUCUUGAAACUGUAUCAGCUGCAAAUGCAUGCAUAUUUCUUCGGUAUAAAACCCAGCAAACAUUCUAGUAUAUCCUGUGGAAGAAUGGUGAAUUGAAAAAUGUAUGAGUGGCUUACAUUUUUUAGUAAGCUGACGAAAGUGGAAAGAUAGAUUUUCUCAUGUAUUCUAGCCCUGGUAAUCUGCCAAUGGGCUAUUAGUUGUUCUCAUACCAAUGCAUACUCAGAUGAUUUACAUGAACCAUAUCAAAAAAUAGAGCAAGUAACACGAUCAAAAGAUGGAGUAGUGAUUGUAGAUGAGAGGGAAAUCUAGGGAAGGGUAUGCAAUGAAUUUGUUCAAAAUUGGAAUAGUUUCACUUUAAUACUGAAGAGGAAAUUGUAAGAGUAUGAAGUGGUACUGUGACACCAAAAUUAAUUCCAAAUGCAUGCAGAUAUGUGUAGAACCACACCAAAAAUCAAACAGACAAAUAUGCAAUUGCUGAAGGUAUAUAUGUAUCAUGAGUAUAUCUUUCUAAAAGGAAUACAUCAGAUCAUUGCUUAUUUAACAUGACACUGUAAGAUACAAUAUGCAAUUUAGGGAUGUUCAGAGAAGGUCUUCAAAUUCACAUCUCUACAAUGCAAACAUCCAUUUUCAGGCACUAUGUACACACACACACACACACACACACACACACACACACACACACACACGUUUAUAUAUAUAUUGCUCAUGUCCUAACUGAAAUUCAAGCAUUUAAUCAUUUCUAUUGGGGAAGCUAACAUGUCAUAUCAGAAACUGUCAGCAGCAAGCAGCAACUGGCAGCAGAGAAUCAUAAUCAUCCAUUUCUAGGCAUAAACGGAGACUUUCCUGUAGAUGGGCAGUAUGUAGACACCAGCAGAGGGAUAAAUGAUCACUCCUAACCUCCACUGGUUGUAUUUUUCUUUUUGAUAUUUGGAGUGAGAACUCAGGAUCAAUUACUUUCUUUCCUUCUCAACCACUUUAAGUCACUGCUUGUGCUGCUACAUGUAUUCAGGUGUGAGACAAGAAUGAGUUAGCAGCUCCUGUGUUCAUCUCCAAAGUAACCUCAGGGUUUGUCUCCAUUGCUGGAAUUGACACCACUGUCCUUAUUGGUUCUUAUUCUACUAUGAAUUUGAAUGCACACUGUCCUUCAAUCAGAAGCAAGGAGUGCUUAUAAAAGAGACAGCAUUGGGAGCUCUUACCAGUCAGGCUCUGGCAUAUUCCAGGACACAGUGGGUCCUGGGUAUGACUAAAGCCCGACUAUACACUGGAUAGAAAAGGCAGACUGCUCCUGACAUGUACAGGAGUCAGAGACUGUGGAAAUCCCAGCAGAGGCAGGGAUUGCUUCAUUCCCAGCCUUAUUACUCCUAGUCACCUGCUCUGUCUCCUGUGCAGGAAAUAGCAUCCUGCUUCUGAAGCAACUGCUUCUCUGUUAAGAUUUGAUAUUGCUGUGUCAGACUUGAAAUGCUUUAUCAUCUGUUAGCAAGGUAGUCAAUUGCAUACCUCAGUAUAUGACAGAUGCUAGUGGAUUCAGGCUCCUUCCUUCACUCUGGGAGGAUACAUUGGGAACCACUCUGGCAAUGAUAGUGUUCACAAGAAACCUUAGAGUCUAUGAAUAUAUCACACAGUGACAUUUGCUGUUGAGACCCUACCUUCAUUCACAAUAUAUUAUAGUGCAGGAUAUUAAGAUGUUAUCAUCCUGUUGUCAUUUAUAUUCACAGAUCCAACUUUCCAAGCUUGAUUUGCAUUCUCCUUGUAUUUUGGCAUAUACAAGCUGUAGUUCUUUUGUUCUUCUUUCCUAGUCAUCCCAUUCAUCUUUAUGUCAUGAAGCUAGGCUUGAACUUUUUUUGGAAAUAAAUUAUUUACUGUUGCUCAGAGGAUGGUAUUACAUAUUUCCCUUCUAAGUUAUUCACACAACAGAUUCUUUUUUCUUUGUUAUGAUAUGUUUGGGUUUUUUUUGUGUAACUGUGCAGAUCUUGUCUCUGUAACCUCAGCCUCUGAAUUCCUAUGUUUUAUAAUACAUUGGACACUAGAUAGCACUCUUCCCACAUAUUUAUCUACCACCUCUGAAUCUGUUAGAUUUUUUCUGCCUUCUCUUUGACAUAGACUAUUGAUGCUUUCUGGGUGGGAGAGAUGAAGUCAAUUAACAUCACACACAGUACAGCCAAGCCUGACAGGCAUAUAGAAAGUACCCUCCUGCACAUUCUUGCAUUAUUUUACAAAUAGUGGAUGAUGGAACACCUCUGAUUAGAGACAUUUGAUGCCAACAUUGAAAGGGUACAUAUAUGGAAGCCCACAGGGUUUUGCUACUGAGAUCUGAGCUUGCUUUACCAGCAAGGCUGAAUAAGAGGUGAUUAGACCAUGUGGUGAUUACUAAGUGUUUUGAAGCAUCUACACUUGUUUCUAACAAGUAGAGAUGGUGGUAAAUUUUCAAUUUUACUGAAAUUUUUAGUUCUUUUAGCUGCAAUUUUCUAAUUAAAAGAACCAGGAGUGUAUGAGUAGAAAUAAUGACUGUAUUAAUGGCUUACUAAGUAGUCUAUAGAAGCUUCAUUGUGCCAAAAAUGUUAGAAUGACAUUAGAUUUAAAAAGAGAAAGAAGAGAGAACAUAACUUUUAGGUAUUCUGAUAUUUUGAAGUGCAGGUCAUUCCUCCGUGUAGCUCUUGAUGCAUGUAUGAGGGAUUACAAAAGAAGUGUUGAGAUACUAUGUUCUUAUCUACAAAGCAGACAACCAAGUUUGGAAGUGAUGGAAAAAAUGGAUAGAGUCAGAGAAAGAAAAUUCAUGGAGUUAUUGGUUGCAUAAUCACAAUAUGUGUGUGUUUUCUGAUGAAUAUUCAUCAAGGUACUUUAUGUUUUCCUGAAUAUAGUCUACUCCACAAUGUAGAUGGGUAUAUCAGCAAGCUAACUGUUCAAAAUUAUGGAGAACUUAGAAAUAUUAUUAGAAUAUACAAAUCAAAAUAUGACAUUUUGCAUCACUCUCCAAUUCUUGGAGACAAGACAUAGUUAGUGGAUAGUGAAAGUAAAAUCCCUGAGUUUUAAUGGACAGUUUGCUUAAAAUAUUUGGCAAAUGUCAUAACUGUUGUACAAAUAGUAGAUGGAUUUUAAAUAAAAAACACAAACAAACAAACAAACAAAAAACCAGAAGCUCUUAU